Molecule: messenger RNA, 3577 nt
Organism: Coregonus sp. 'balchen'
Lineage: Eukaryota; Metazoa; Chordata; Actinopteri; Salmoniformes; Salmonidae
Source: the annotation of a GenBank genome assembly
AGAGAGGGGUACUGAGGGUUACAGAACCAGUCAUAGUUCCCCAGGAACUGACAUUUGUAUCUAAGGUAAGUCGCAAUAUCAAAGACUUGAAAAUUACUUGGAAUUACUCAUAAAGCUUUGGGUACAAUGUCAUCUAGAGGAUUGAAAUAUUUUUUAUGGUUUGGAAUUACCAGUGUGUAUGGAAUUCAAGACACGCAAAUAUGCCAUACUGUAUACCAACAAUAUUAUGUGUGUUUUGAAAUAGAUCAUUUGAGAAUCAGUGAAAGUAAAUAAGAUUGUUAUUCUCAAUCUAGAGUGCAAUGUUUUUAGAGUCAAUGUAUGUUGUCACUCAAGAGUUCUCCCUCCUACUACGCUCAAUCAUCAUGUUUGCUCCUAUUCGUACCAGGUACCACAAACAGUACAGUUUCUCAUCUGUGAAAAAGCCUAAUGCAAACCAGAUGAAGAAUGUGAUGAGACACAUACCUUUUAGAAUAGUCAUUAUACAUCUAAUGGAAACAAAUCUCACUCUCGUUGUUUCACGCAGGGGAAAAUUGAGUUGUGUGUUUGAAUUUAGACAGCAGAAGAACAGUGCACAGUCUGCCCUAUUCUGGAACGGAAUAUGAUAUAAUAAUAAAUGCCAUUUAGCAGAUGCUUUUAUCCAAAGUGACUUACAGUCAUGUGUGCAAACAUUUCACAAGUGGGUGGCCCCAGCGGAAAUCAAACCCACCAUUUUAUUUUAUUUUAUUUAACUAGGCAAGUCAGUUAAGAACAAAUUCUUAUUUACAAUGUUGGCCUACACCUUCCAAACCCGGACGACGCUGGGCCAAUUGUGCGCCGCCCUAUGGGACUCCCAAUCAUGGCCGGUUGUGAUACAGCCUGGAAUUGAACCAGGGGGUCUGUAGUGACGCCUCAAGCACUGAGAUGCAGUGCCUUAGACCACUGCGCCACUCGGGAGCCCAAUAACAGCAUGAAUAGGCAAACUAGAGGAGUCUGGAAAAUGUAUUGAAUCCAUUCAUAACUCUAAAGAAAUCCUCUUAUUCCAGCCAUUUGUUGUUGAAAAGAAAUGCAUAUGAUAUGAUUUAAAACAAAAUGUUAAACCUCAUUCAGUACGAGGAUAGGAUAUAAUCUUGUCCUGCAUUGCUUCUAAACUUCUGUAUACAUGUGCAAAGACUCACAGGAAAGAAACACAUGUCUACAUACAUGUUUCUAGCCUGAUUGAAAUGAUAACAGUUAUGAUAAUAGUAGCAGCAGACAGGGGUUUCAGACAAGAGACAGGAGCUCUGCUAUGUUCUUCAGAGGCAAUCCUGGCUGUGUAGAUAGAGUGAAAUUCCCCUGGCAGAGAUGCCUGUUGUGGGUUGAUAGAUGGGCAGAGAGAGAUAGUCACUGCAGACAGAUGUUGAAGAGCAUGAUGAAAGUGUACAUGUUGUCCCCUGAGAGAGAGAGAGAGAGAGAGAGAGAGAGAGAGAGAGAGUAAGAGAAGAGGAUAGAGAGAGAAGAGCUUAGAGAGACUCGAUAUCGAGAGCGCGACUGCAUACUAUCUCUCUAUCUGAUCUAGAUCUCUCUCGAUGAUCUCUAGCAUGCUCUCUCUCUCUCUCUCCUCUCUCUCUCUCUCUCCUAUCUCGCUUCUCUCUCCACUUAUCGAGAGAGAGAGAGAGAGAGCAGUGUUUCAGGCCACUUUCUCAAGACUCUGUCUGUGUCCAGGAUCUCUGGAUGUGGCCUCAGUGGAAGCUCCCAGCCAUCAUGGUUCUUCUGCUCAUGUCUGUGACUGUGCUUCAUCUGUUCACUCUGGCCAUGCUGUUCAUCGCCACCAUGGAGAAGGUGAGACACUUUCCACUGUUAGCCAAUCAGAAUCCGACUCUGCGGCACUCCGUUUCCUGGCUUAUGUAGUUAAUAUCAAAGUCUGAGAAGAGAAACCACAACCAUGUUGAAUAUCAACAUACUGAUAGCAUUAUGGUGCUUAAGAAAACCCCAGCGUGACCUUAUAGAAUAUGCAGUAAUUAGAUUUAUGGAUAUUUUAUCACUUCGAAAGCUCUGAUGGAAUCCCAAAGUGGAUACCCAGGUUAUGGUUUCGUCAGACUGCCAUGCACACAGAACCUGCCUACUGAACUAAACCUGUCUCUCUCUAGUCCUGGUGGGUCUGGGCCGAUGCUGAGAUCACAGACCUCUGGUCUAACUGCAUUCAUGACAACAUAACGGGAAACUGGCUGUGUGCUGCCUCUAAUGGAAAUGGUAAAUCAAAUGGAAAAUUAUGUUCUGUUAUUUUUAUGAUAUCUAGUCUACUUGGAUUGAGGAUGUCUCUUUUUAUAACCUUGGAUUAUUAUGUCUGUUUAUGCCUAUAUAUGGUCAUGUGCAUGUUUUUGUAUUUUCAAUAUAGUCCUAUUCAAUGUGUAUGUGUGUUGGUCCCAAUGACAUGGAGUCUCAUUGUUCCUCUCUUGUUCCCCCAGACUGGCUGCAGGCAGUCCAGUCCCUGAUGGUCCUCUCAGUAGUCUUUUCCUCUAUCUCCUUCCUGGUCUUCCUGGGUCAGCUCUUCACCAUGUCUAAAGGAGGGCUCUUCUAUUUCACAGGCCUCUGUCAGGUCUUUGCAGGUACUGUACUGGACAAGAAUUUACCAGUUUAUGACACCCUGUUCUUUCAUGUGUGUAUUUACUGUAUACUAUUUGUGAGGUUUUAUCUUUAUUUAUGAGUAUUUUUUAUUGUAGUAUUUUACCCCCAUUUUCUCCCCAAUUUCGUGAUAUCCAAUUGCGAUCUUGUCUCAUCGCUGCAACUCCCCCAACAGGAUCGGGAGAGGCGAAGGUAUAGUCAUGCGUCCUCCGAAACAUGACCCUCCAAACCGCGCUUCUUAACCCAGCCGCACUAAUGUGUUGGAGGAAACACUGUUAAACUGACGACCGAAGUCAGCCUGCAGGCAUCCGGACCGCCACAAGGAGUCGCAAGAGCACAAUGAGCCAAACCCUUCCCUAACCCGGACAACGCUGGGCCAUUUGUGCGCUGCCCUAUGGGUCUCCCGGUCACAGCCGGUUGUGACACAGCCUGGGAUCUAACCCGGGUCUGUAGUGACGCCUCAAGCACUGUGAUGCAGUGCCUUAGACUGCUGUGCCACUCGGGAGGCCGCAAGGUUUUAUCUUUAACAUAGAGAAGUUCUCUGUUCAUUUUGGUUAUUGAUUCACACACAUUUAUUCUCUAAAGAUAAUUUACCCUCCCUGUCCCCUCUCUGCUCUGCUCUACCAGGUUUCACAUCAUUUGCCACCUGUCUCAUCUACACAUUCCACCGUAAGAAGAUCCUGGAGGACUCCAGAGACCUGAGCAUUGGCCACUUUGGCUUCUGCUUCAUCCUGGCCUGGUCCUGUGUACCGCUCCUUCUCUUCAGUGGAGUCCUGUAUGUGCACCUGCGCAAGAGGCAGUGAACCAAGACAGACAUGAGUGCAAUAAGCAGCAUUAUUCAGUAUUACUUGGUAUUGUUAGUCUAUUAUCACUUGACUGUACACUCUUAGAAACAGGGUUCCAAAAGGGUCUUCAGCUGUCUUCAGCUGUCCCCAUAGGAAAACACUUUUUGGUUCCAUGUAGAACCCUUUUUGGUUCCAGGUAGAACCCUUUGUGG